AUGUUUAACGUUUUUGCUUUCAUUGGAGACUCCAGUUAUAAAUCUGAGUUCUACACAUUGUGGGCAUAUCCGAAUUUCCAUAUAGUAAAAGAAAGUGUAAGCGCUUUAGCAGAUUAUUUUCCAAAUAAAUUUAAAAACUUACAUGGUACUAGUAUAAUAACACUACCAGACCAGUUAGAACCAAGAACAAUAGUGCACAGGAAUAAAUUGGGUCAACAGGUGUUAACUGGUUAUGUCGGGAAACUCAUGCUCACACUCGCUUGGAAAUUAAAUGCUACACUGAAAUAUGCACGACCAGUAAAAGGUGGAGAAAUCAUUUUUUAUGGUGAUUUACUUGCGUCAACAAAAAAUGGAACCUUGGAUAUGCCAGCCAGUAUUCUACCCAUUACAAAUAAGCAUUCGUUAUAUAGACCAGCUGUUGAAAAUCUUAUAUUGGAUGUACGCGCUUACGGAUUAAUCGAUAACUGGUUUCAUGCAAAUUUUUAUGAUAUGGUAAUGGCCGAUAGAGUUUCAUUUACAGAUAAAAGCAAUCCGAAGGUGUAUGGACGAAGGUGUAAACUUAUAAAAUUUCCAAAUGAUUUACCGCUUUAUACAGCUUCUUAUAACGUAGAAGACUACUGCUUAAUGAUACUAUUGCCAAGCUAUAGACGAACGUUUGAUAUUUUUACGGAUAUUAUUCCGUGGGGUCUCAGAGCUAUUAUACCAAUUUUAGUAUUAAUAUUUGCUUUACUGUUUCUGUGCAGUAUGCAUCAAAGUCGAAACAAGAUUUCUUACUUGGAUAUAUUUUUGAAUGAUAAAAGUAUUAGAGGUGUACUUGGACAAUCAUUUACGCUGCCCAGUAAAUUGAAUUUAAAAACCAAAUUAAUUUGUGCACUUCUUUGCUAUUACAGUUUAAUUGUUAAUACAGGCUAUCAAGCAAAUUUACAAUCGCUUCUUACACAUCCACCAAAAGACACCACAAUGAAAACUUUCAAGGACUUGGAAGAUGUAGACUUUAAGAUUUCUUUAUCACGUUUGGAGUUCAAUAUGUUUACAUUAAACAGAACAAUUAAAAAAUUAUUAAGAUUUGAGGAAACUUACCGAGACUUUGUGAAAUUGCGUGAAUCAAUGAAUACGAGUUAUGCCUACCCAGUAUCUCGUACACGUUGGCAGGUGUUUCAUGAAAGACAAAUGACUUACGAAAACAACGUUUUUUACUAUGCCGAUAAUAUGUGUUUCCUCAAAUUCAUUGAUCUUAGUAUACCGGCUCGUAAAUAUUUACCCUAUCGUAAUGUGUUUGCUGAGCAUAUACAGCGCUUACACGCAAGCGGUUUAAUAAAUUAUUGGACAUCCUUUUAA
Teleopsis dalmanni is the source of this 1338-nucleotide messenger RNA. RefSeq lists its product as uncharacterized. The transcript is spliced from 2 exons. The record is from RefSeq and is a predicted model, not a curated record. Bases 1 to 1338 code for a protein of 445 amino acids. Lineage: Eukaryota; Metazoa; Arthropoda; Insecta; Diptera; Diopsidae.